AUGCCCAAAGUCAUUAGUGAACAUGAGGACAAGGUGCAUGGUCAAGAGGAAGAGGACGAGGGCGAGGGCUGGGGCCCAUGGCCCCACAAAGCUCUGAAAUUUACUUCAGAUUAUGUGAUAUGGAAGCUUGCUCCAGGAAACUUGUCAAUAAGGACAAAAGCUGCUUUAUUGAUGAGUGUAAAAGGCUACUAUACCAUUGCCGAACGAUGGAAGCGGUUAGUGGCUUUUAUAGACCAUGAUAAAGAUUUUGAAGUAUCACUAAGUUAUGAAAGUUCAGAUCCAUUGCCACCUGGGGUCUCUUCUGAUAAAUUUGCUCACUAUGCAGUUACUGGUCUCACAGAUGCUAGUGAUAAGUAUAAUUCUCGCAAUCUCUCUGCUCCCAUCAAGGCAAAUCUGCAUUUCUCUCUUAGCAGAAGUGGAAUACUUUCUCUGGAUCGGGCAGAUGCUGUCAUUGAAAUUUCAGAAUGGGUAGAAGUUCCUAAAAAGAAUUUGACCAUGGAGAAUGCAACUACAAGUACACCUAAUGUGUCAAUUGAAGCUGGCACAGGGGAAACGACAGAAGGAAGCAAAGACAACUUGACCAGUGAUGGUGGGAGUAGUAACACAUCAAGUUCCAACCUUGAAGAGCAAAGCAGCGUGGAUGUUGUUACAGAAAAGAAACUGAAGAAAAGAACCUUUAGGGUUCCACUUAAGAUAGUCGAGAAGACGAUGGGCUCUGGAGUGCCUCUUUCAAAAGAAGCUCUUGCUGAAGCAAAACUUAGAUUGGAGGCCCUAGACAAGAAGGAUUUGGAGCGAAGAAGAACUGCAGAACUUAAGAAUAACUUGGAAGGUUACAUAUAUGCUACAAAAGAAAAGCUUGAGUCCUCUGAGGAGCUUGGGAAAGUUUCAACUGGCGAGGAACGGCAAUCCUUUAAUGAGAAGCUUGAUGAGGUGCAAGAAUGGUUGUAUACUGAUGGUGAAGAUGCAUCAGCAUCCGACUUCCAGGAACGCCUCGAUUUGCUGAAGGCCAUUGGUGAUCCAAUAUUUUUCAGAUUAAAUGAGCUUAUUGCACGGCCAGAAGCAUCUGAAUUUGCUCGAAAAUAUCUGGGAGAGUUGCAACAGAUUGUCAGUGAUUGGGAGAAGAACAAGCCUUGGCUUUCCAAAGCUCGAAUAGACGAGGUUCUGGCUGAUGCUGAUAAGAUCAAGAAUUGGUUGGAGGAAAAGCAGGCUGAGCAAAAUAAGAUUUCUGGAUUUAACACCCCAGCAUUUACAUCUGAAGAAGUGUAUCGGAAGGUAUUCGAUCUCCAAGACGAGGUCGCCAGCAUUAAUAGAAUCCCUAAGCCAAAGCCUAAAGUAGAGAAACCUUCAAAGAAUGAAACUGAUAGUGGUGGCGAGGAGACUGCAAGCACUUCCGACUCUACUUCUGAAGAGACAUCCACCCAAACUGACCAACCAGAAGGAGACCCAGUGGGAUCACCCAGCGACAAAGUAGACUCAGAAACUGAGGUCCAUGACGAGUUGUGAUCAAAUUUUUGAAGUAUACUGCAAACCUUUUAUUAGCAAAUAUAGUUGAUUGAAAAGAUAGAAAGAGAUGUUGUGGCUUCUGCAACCCUGCAGUUUUGGAGGAAUUAGAGUUACACAGUCCUUUUUGGGUGGAGGCUUUGCAAAUGGUCCUCCAGAUCUGCAUUGAAGCAUCCUCAUGGAAGCCUAAAGAGCAGAUUCCGUAUUUCUCUUUGCCGUAAUUAUACAUGCUUAAUUAUUCCCUUGUAAUGUAUGGGAUGACAUGCCAUUUGGCGAUGAGUUUAUAUAUGGAAAUUUUCCCUAUUGGCAAUUAGGGUUAGUUCUCUUACUGUACCAUGAGAUUUGAUACUUGUUUGAACAUUCUCAUAAUAUUAAAAAUUUUGGUCUGA
Messenger RNA from Telopea speciosissima, 1889 nucleotides. RefSeq names its product heat shock 70 kDa protein 17-like. Bases 1 to 1503 code for a protein of 500 amino acids. Gene Ontology annotation, cellular component: endoplasmic reticulum chaperone complex. Gene Ontology annotation, molecular function: ATP binding; ATP-dependent protein folding chaperone. NCBI's taxonomy places the organism in Eukaryota, Viridiplantae, Streptophyta, Magnoliopsida, Proteales, Proteaceae. The record is from RefSeq and is a predicted model, not a curated record. The transcript has 12 exons. Gene Ontology annotation, biological process: negative regulation of hypoxia-induced intrinsic apoptotic signaling pathway; cellular response to hypoxia; endoplasmic reticulum unfolded protein response.